GGUUAAGGUCAGGUAUAAAAUCAAAAAGCUUUGAGCUUUGCCGAAAAUCUCUCUCGCGUCUUUGUAGGAGAAGACUGAGGCGGAGGAAUAACAGUGUUUCUCGGGCCUCGGCUGCAAAUUCCUUGUGUGUUUAUUUGCUCUUGUCGAUCACUUGCCCCAAUCGAUAAGAUAGAGGCAUCUUAAUCUCUUUGCCAUCCCUCUUUUGAUCUUUUUUUCUUUGAAUGGUGUCGUUGUCGCAGCAGCUCGAUCGAAUCGCUUUUCCAGAUUGCAUGUGUGUUUGAUCGUUCCUCCUCGAUCAUCAAAGAUUCGAUGCGAAUCGAACAAUAGAUUUUGGAUUUGUUUGAAAUGAGGAUGGGAUUAGAAUCAUCUGGAGAAAUUAUUGACUUUCUUCUAUCGGUUUAAUUAUUGGAUUAUUCUGUUUAAAUUAUGUUUGGGUGAUGGAGGUAGUGGCGAUGGUGAAUUUGUCGACUUUUGGGGCUUGAUUCGGCGGGUCAUGGAUGAGGUCAGCACAAGUACGGAAGAUGAACGUCGGCUACGGGAGGCGGCUGGGGAGCGCUUCCUGGGGUUGCCAUGGAGACAGGGUCGGCGAGCUUUUGGUCCUUAUCGUCCUCGGGCAGUGACUUUGCAGAAUUCUAGUUCCUUGCGUGUUGUCGUUCGAAGACCUUUGGUGGCAAGAUUAACCAAGGAUAUAGUUGAGACAUACCAAAUAUGUAAUCCAGAAUUCAAAUUUUCUGAAGAAUUGAACCCAAAACGGUUCCUUACAAGCCCAUCCAUUGGGGUGCUAAAUGAUGGCUACGACAAUGCAAACUCUGAUCUUAUCCUGAAUGUGAACUUUGUCCUGUUCAAUGUAGAAUCGCAGCGAAGGUAUGUUGUCAAAGAUGUUCUUGGCCAUGGGACUUUUGGACAGGUUGCUAAAUGCUGGGUUUCAGAAACUAACAGUUAUGUUGCUGUGAAGAUAAUAAAAAAUCAACCUGCAUACUAUCAACAGGCACUGGUUGAAGUCUCUAUUCUGACAACGCUUAAUAGAAAGUUUGAUCCUGAGGACAAGAAUCACAUUGUCCGUAUCCUUGAUUACUUUGUAUUCCAACGUCACUUGUGCAUUUCUUUUGAACUGCUUGGCACAAAUCUCUAUGAGCUCAUCAAGAUGAACCAAUUUAGAGGGCUAUCACUGAGCAUUGUUCAAGUGUUCUCAAAACAGAUUUUGCGUGCAUUGGUUCUAAUGAAAGAUGCUGGCAUUAUUCAUUGUGACUUGAAGCCAGAAAAUAUUCUUCUAUGUACAAGUGUUAAGCCAGUAGAAAUCAAAAUUAUUGAUUUUGGAUCAGCUUGCAUGGAGGAUCGGACAGUUUAUUCAUAUAUUCAGAGCCGUUACUACAGAUCUCCAGAAGUUGUUCUUGGUUACCAAUAUACCACCGCCAUCGAUAUGUGGUCCUUUGGGUGCAUUGUUGCAGAGUUGUUCCUAGGGCUUCCAUUAUUUCCAGGAGCUUCAGAAUUUGAUCUUCUCAGGAGAAUGAUAGAAAUUCUUGGAGGACAACCCCCUGAUCAUGUUCUAAAGGAGUCAAAAAAUACAAAUAAGUUCUUUAAGCGUGUUGGAAGUGCCCACCAGAAUGAUGAAGCCUUCAUGGGUGGCAGAAGUGCUUACCAAAUAGUAACUGAAGGGGAAUAUGAAGCUAGAGAAACGAAGAAACCGUUAAUAGGGAAAGAGUAUUUCAAUCACAUGAAACUUGAGGAAAUUGUCAAGACCUAUCCUAACCGAAGAAACUUGCCUGAAGAAGAGAUCUCAAGAGAAAAUCAUACCCGCUUAGCACUGAUUGAUUUCUUGAGAGGUCUUGUUGAGUUUGACCCAGCGAAACGAUGGUCACCUUUACAGGCUUCCAAACAUCCUUUUGUAACAGGAGAGCCAUUCACAUGCCCCUAUAGACCUCUCCCAGAGACCCCACGCAUGCCUGUUGGUCAGAAUAUUAAGGUGGACCAUCACCCAGGGGGUGGGCAUUGGUUUGCUGCUGGUCUCUCUCCUCAGGUUUUAGGCAUGAAUAGAGGUGCUUCACAGAAUAGUCCGCAUUAUCAGGUGGCACAAUACUCUCAUGCUAGUAGUUAUGGCAGUUUGGGAAGUCAUGGUAGCUAUAAUGAUGGUGCUGCACUUGGAAGCAGUUAUGGAAGCUAUGGGGAAAGUAGCAGUAUGCAUCCAUAUUAUUCACCUGUUGGUCCUGGCUUGAGCAUCCAUGCACAAGGUGGUGUAUCAAUACUUGGAGCAAGUCCUGAUGCUCGGCGAAGGAAUUCUCAACUUUCUCAUGGAAAUGGCCUUGGUGUUAGCCCAUCUGCUGGAAAUUUCAUUCCAAUGUCGCUAGGUGCGAGCCCCUCACAGUUUACUCCUCCUAGCUCCCACAUUCAGGUUUCAUCUGCGUCUCCAGGAAAGUAUGGCCCCACCUCUCCUGCGAGAAGUAGUGGUGUUCAUGGGUCACCACUGGGCAAAAUGUCUGCCGUUAGCCAUUUCAACAGAAGAAGUUGGGGAUAUCAAGGAAGUAUGCAGUCUCAGGAGUCUGCAUCAUGGCAAGGGCAUCAUACUGAUACUGUCAGCUGUAGUCAUCCUGAGGGGAGCUCUCGUGGACAUGGUGGUUCUCCUCGGAGUACGCAUUCAUCUACUCUCCUGAGCUGGAGACAUCAAAGGGGAGGAGGCAAUAGUGUCACUUCAGGAUACUCAUCAACUAAUCAGAAUUUAUCAGGUUCCUUUGCACCUAACCCUAAUGUGUCAUUUGCACCAGCCACAGAAACUGUUUAUGACAAGUCUGAAAGCAGCUCAUCAUUGCCUGAUCCUGGGGAUUGGGAUCCCAAUUACAGCGAUGACCUUCUAUUGCAUGAUGAUGGUUCUGAUACAAGUUCUAUAACCUCUGAUUUGGCAAAUGGGAUGCGCCUUACUCGUGCUUCGGAUUCUACAGUUCAAAUGGCCGGAAUUAGAAGAGUCAAUCGUAUCUCUAACCAGGCACAAACAAGUACAAGCCUACCCAUCCAGAGAAACAACGCUCAAGGUUACCCACAUGUAGAGGUAGGCAGCCCUCCAUCCCAUGAUAUGUAUGCCGGGUAUGGCCGCAAGUCUUCACAUCUCAUGCCUCACCUCUCAUCAAAUUCUCUGAGCCGCUUUGGCCAGCAACCUCCUCAGCGGUUAAACCAGCCGACUUUUGUUCGUGGUGGUGAUUGGAAUCAUCCAAAGGUUCAGCCCCCUCCACCCAACUGUACUACUGGGGGUCCAAGUUCUCCUAGCAAUAGCUCAUUUGCUAACGGCAUGAACUGGGGACGAGGCGCUGGGCAUCCCAUCACCACCAUUCCACCAACAUCCCAUGCAAGAAAGGACUAUGGGAGGAUAACAUAAUGUUGAAGACCAGUUCAUCUUCCCUCGCAGGAUGGUUCAUGUAUUCUUUUGUUGCCAAGGAAUUUGUAUUUGAUAGUUCUAUUUGCGUUGCAGGGUUGUGCAAUCUAUGGAUAUCUUUCAGAUCUUUUUGAUCAAUUGUGAUUUCAUAAAUAUAAUUUAUAUUUAAGGAAUCUUCA
This is a messenger RNA of Telopea speciosissima, 3540 nucleotides long. Its product is annotated as dual specificity protein kinase YAK1 homolog. The record is from RefSeq and is a predicted model, not a curated record. The transcript has 18 exons. Bases 494 to 3364 code for a protein of 956 amino acids. NCBI's taxonomy places the organism in Eukaryota, Viridiplantae, Streptophyta, Magnoliopsida, Proteales, Proteaceae. Gene Ontology annotation, cellular component: cytoplasm. Gene Ontology annotation, molecular function: ATP binding; protein tyrosine kinase activity; protein serine/threonine kinase activity. Gene Ontology annotation, biological process: peptidyl-threonine phosphorylation; peptidyl-serine phosphorylation.